AUGGGCGCAAGAUACUUCGCGUCCGCCUGGCUUCACCCUGAAGAAGUAACACACGCGAAGCAGCAAGAAAGUCAGGAACGGAUUUCGAAAAAGCUGACCAUUCUUGGCUCUGUCUUACCUCGUCGCUUUCAUAGCUUGAUAUCAUCUCUACAAGCCGACUUGCAUCAUCUUUAUUCCCCCGUCUACCCUCAAGUUCUUACUCAUGGAGACCUCUGUGAGAUGAACAUCCUUGUUAUGCCGGAGACUGGUCAGAUUUCGGGUAUCGUGGAUUGGGCAGACGCGAGAUGGAAGGAUGAUGAGAAUCGAGGGCAGUUGGAAGAGGAGUUUUGGCGGUUGUUUUGGGAUGCAGUUGAUGUUGAUAGAAAUGGGCUCAAAGACCAACUGGAGAGGGCCGUACGGGUUGCACGAGACAUUGGUGUCCUCCUAAGGCAUGGGUUUAGCUGGGAUGAAGGCAUCUAUGAGGGGCCGGUGUCUGCGACAGAUACAAACAGCAUGCGAUAUUUCGAUGCACUUCUUUUAUCAACAAAACAGAUGACAUAG
Messenger RNA from Uncinocarpus reesii 1704, 540 nucleotides. RefSeq lists its product as uncharacterized. The record is from RefSeq and is a predicted model, not a curated record. NCBI's taxonomy places the organism in Eukaryota, Fungi, Ascomycota, Eurotiomycetes, Onygenales, Onygenaceae. The coding region runs from base 1 to 540 and encodes 179 amino acids. The transcript has 2 exons.